GUCUGGGGCUGAGGGUGGAGGGACGGCAUUGACCAUCCUGAUUUCUUUCUGCGGACUUCAGAGCCUGGCUUUUAGUAAGGGAGAGGAGCUGCUUUCUGGACAGGUUCAGACCGCUGACUUCAGUUCUCUGGUUCUUUGUGAGAGAGGAAGAUGGAGGCAGAUUUGUCCAGUUUCAAUAUUGACACCCCUCGAUGGGACCAGGGCACCUUCAUGGGUCGAUUGAAGCAUUUCUUCAACAUCACGGACCCUCGUACAGCUCUCGUUUCGGAGCAGACGCUGGACUGGGCCAAGAUAAUGGUUGAAAGUAGCCGGCAUGGUGCUGUGCCCCCAGGCACAAGCCAGGAGCAGCUGCUGUAUGCCAAGAAGCUAUAUGACUCAGCCUUCCACCCCGAUACUGGGGAAAAGAUGAAUGUGAUUGGGCGGAUGUCAUUCCAGGUGCCAGGAGGCAUGGCCAUCACAGGCUGUAUGCUCCAGUUCUACAGAACAAUGCCCGCAGUGGUUUUCUGGCAGUGGGUGAACCAGUCCUUCAAUGCCUUGGUCAACUACACCAACCGGAACGCAGCCAGCCCCAUUUCAGUCAGGCAGAUGGUUGUAUCCUACUUCACAGCGACCACUGCAGCCUUGGCUACUGCCCUGGGGCUUAACAUGUACACCAAGAAAGCCCCACCUUUGGUAGCUCGAUGGGUACCCUUUGCUGCGGUUGCUGCUGCUAAUUGUGUGAACAUCCCUAUGAUGAGACAACAGGAGCUCAUCCAUGGCAUCACUGUGACUGACAGGAAUUCUCAGGAGUUGGGUCGAUCACGGAAAGCUGCAGCCAUUGGCAUCUCCCAGGUGGUCAUUUCCCGAAUUACGAUGGCAGCUCCUGGGAUGAUCUUGCUGCCAAUUCUCAUGGAAAGGCUGGAGAAGUUGGCUUUUAUGAAGAAAAUUCAGUUCCUGCAUGCCCCAUUGCAGGUGAUGCUGGCAGGGGGCUUCCUCGUCUUCAUGGUACCUGUGGCCUGUGCCAUCUUUCCACAGAGAUGUGAGAUGGCAGUCUCACGCCUGGAACCCGAACUCCGAGAUUCCCUCAAAGCUAAGCAUGGAGACCUCAUCUCUUUCGUCUACUUCAACAAAGGACUCUGAAGUUCCACCUCUUCAUCUCUUGGCUUCCCCUGGACCUCAGAAUUUCCUUACUCCCUUCUCACUUCCCAACAUAGUUUAAAAGCUAGGCUGAAUUGGGGGGUGGGGUGGAUUAGAUGCUAUCUAUGCUCAAGCCCUGCUGCUCUUCCCAGCAGGCUGCUGCCAGAGAAAGAGGGUGAAAUAGUGAGGGGACAGAUGCUCAAACUGAGUGACCAACUUUGAGGGCUCUGUUCCUCCAGAUCCCUCCCCAGUUUUCAUUCCUGUCACUCAGGCACACCAUCAGCCUUUAUACCCAGGAGCUCUAGUCCAUAGUGGAGAAAGAAUCUUCUGAGAUCUGGUAAAGGAGAUUAAGGGAGUUCCCUGAGGCUAUUUUCAAGAUAAUGGGGGCUGGUACUUUAGAAUUCCUGAUCACAGUCUGAUCAAAGACAUUUACUUGACUAACCUGGGCAGUGAAGAAAUCUCCAGACUAAUCCUUUCUAGUUCUAACCUCAGAAAACUUGGGACCUUUUCCCCACCUCUGACCCUUAAUAGCUGGAUGACCCUAAAAGAGUCAUUUAACUAAUGGUGUCAGUUUAAUGAAGUUAAUAAUAAAGUAUCUACCUCACAGGAUUGUGAGGAUCAAAUGAGAGAAGAUUUAUCAAAGUGCUUAGAAAGUCUUAAAGCAUUUUAUAAAUGUCAGAUUAGUAUUACUCUUUUUAUUCCUAUUAUGGUGGCCACUUUGUCUUAAAUCUGUAGGGAUUGGUUUGACAAAAUCCCUUGCAGAUCUCUGAUUGCCAAAUCCUUGCUUGCUGAAAUCCCCCAGGGAUGCAGAUGUUGAGGUUAGGUUUCCCAUGUCCAGGGGUGCCUGAGGCCAGUGGUCAAUAGACAGGCUGAUUGUUUAGACCUUAACUAUGAACAAUCUCUUGGGCAUUUUUAUUGCUAUUUGAGGUGGAAACUCAUCUGAUUAUUAUUAUUUUUUAAAAUAAAACUUAUUGGCUGUGAAUGAAAGUUCUUCCCCAAAACCAGUCUAUUUGGGUAGGUCUCAACUGAAACUUCUGGGCAGAAAUGCAUUGAUGUGACAUUCUAAGUCCUAUCCCUCCCUGGCUUCUGCUAAGAAAAUGGUGCUGAGUAGGA
Messenger RNA from Sarcophilus harrisii (Tasmanian devil), 2229 nucleotides. It is a transcript of the gene SFXN2, whose product is annotated as sideroflexin 2. NCBI's taxonomy places the organism in Eukaryota, Metazoa, Chordata, Mammalia, Dasyuromorphia, Dasyuridae. Gene Ontology annotation, cellular component: mitochondrial inner membrane. Gene Ontology annotation, biological process: monoatomic ion transport; serine import into mitochondrion. Bases 151 to 1119 code for a protein of 322 amino acids. The record is from RefSeq and is a predicted model, not a curated record. Gene Ontology annotation, molecular function: monoatomic ion transmembrane transporter activity. The transcript is spliced from 12 exons.